CCUUCCAUAAGAUGAAGAGCCUUGAUAGCUGGCAGCCAUAUCUCACCUCUCCUACCUGCAGCCUACAACCUUCUUCAUACGGCAUGCACCUGUUCCUCGGGAGCAUAAGUCUCACAAGAUUUCCCUGGAUGUAGGAUGAUAUGACCUUGAAGGGGCUGAGAAAAAAACAGAAAACCUUCUGUCAUCUUUCAGUCUCGUCCUUCUAAAGAUCUUCACAUUGAGAAGACCGUAAGCCCACCCACAACUUUAUCAAGACAUGAAUAACUCAAAGCCUUACCGGUCGUCCUCUGCCCAGACCCCCACUAUCAUAUCACCCACUUCCCAAUCCCCCUCUGGUCUAUUUCCUCCACCCCUAUCACCCACAUCCCAAUCCCCCUCUGGUCUAUUUCCUCCACCCCUAUCACCCACAAGCUCACCUAUCACCCCUCAAAGGGACACUGGCAGCUCCUUGGGGUGUCUUGUCAAUGACCGAGACCUGCACCUGUCGGAGCAUCUGGGGGACGGCUGUUUUGGGGUAGUCCGAAAAGCAGAAUGGAGGAUUUCCAGUGAAAGGACAGUGAAUGUUGCAGUGAAAACCCUCCGUGCGGAUGCCAGCUAUGACCCUGCGGUCCUUCAGGAUUUUCUGCAGGAAGUGAAUGCGAUGUACGCCCUGGAUCACCCUCAUCUCAUCCGACUCUACGGCGUCGUUCUUACACAGCCAAUGAAAAUGGUUACAGAGUUGGCACCUCUCGGAUCCUUACUCAGUCACCUGCACUCCUAUAACGGCGUGUAUUCUCUGCAGCUCCUGUGGUCAUAUUCCAUCCAGAUCGCCUCUGGGAUGAGCUACCUUGAGACCCACAAUUUCAUCCACAGGGACCUGGCAACUCGGAAUGUUUUGGUGAUCAGUGAACAUUUGGUAAAGAUUGGAGAUUUUGGAUUGACAAGGAUUGUGGAGACAAAUGACGAUCAUUACACCACGUCUCCCGGCCGAAAGAUGCCCUUUGCAUGGUGUGCUCCGGAGAGCUUGAAGUUUGGCAACUUUUCACACUCAAGUGAUGUCUGGAUGUUCGGGGUCACCAUGUGGGAGAUGUUCACCUAUGGACAGGACCCUUGGUUUGGUUUAAAUUCAAGACAGAUUUUAACUGCAGUUGAAAAAAAUCAUGAGCGGCUGGAGUGCCCCGAAGAUUGUCCUCCUGCUUUGUACAAUGUGAUGUUGAAAUGUUGGGCGUACAUUCCGAAAGAGAGACCAGAUUUUACCUCUAUCAUCAGCCUUCUCCAAGAGGUGAAACCUCUGGAGGUUAGGCUCCUUAAGGACGGUAACAACCCUUUCCGGCUGCCCCUGGAUUCUAGAGAUGUUAUCACUGUCAUUGAGGCUGGGUUAGACGCCAACCUCUGGAGAGGACAGAGUCAGCGGACUCUGAAGAUCGCAUCUUUUCCCGCUGCCGCCAUCUGCCCAGAGGACAUUGCCCAUGCGUGUACUUCUGUGCACUUGUCCAAUCGUCUGGAGAAGCUUUCUCUUAGGAAUGACGACACGCAGAAAGACAUAAGAGCCAAAGAAAAGGAGGGCAAAAGGUUCGGUCAGUGUCAAUAUAGAGGUGGAAAAGGAAUGCUUAGUCGAGGUAUGUCUAAAAGUAUGUUAAACAUCUCUGACUGGGAGGUAAAUGACAAGCCCCGUGGGAUGCUCACACCUGAGCCAUGUAGGCAAGAUAUGGACUGCAUAACACCUAUGACCCGUAGGUCCUCUAUGAGAAGAGGGAGUGAGCAGCCCCCGCACCUUUUAGUGGAUACUCCCCACUGCUCAGCUCCUCCCAAAACAACAUCCUCCAAGGAUCAGUUUCUGGUUGUGCCCAACACCGUGAAUUGCCCUAGACGGUCCUCGAGCUUCAAUAGGAGAGAACAAGUUUUGUCUCCCACAGCCUUGGGUCCAGGAGAGACCCCGAUUGUCCGUCGGCCUUCACAAGUAUCUACAUCUCGAAGAUGCAGCAGCAAGAUUACACACAGCGAACUGCAGAGACGGGUCGGAGAGGUGGAGGAGCAGGUCCAUGGCGUGACGCCAGAAAAAUGCCAGGAAGCGCUGCGUUUCUUCGGAGGGGACGUGACACGGGCUGUCCAGCACUUAAAGGUAGUUCAGCUGUACAACGUGACGCGGUACAGUAAGGAGGAGUGCCGCCAACUCCUGGAGAAGUUCAACUGGAACGUGGAAGCUGCUUCCCUUCAUAUCAUAUACAUAGGAAACCUUGCUAAAUAGACUGAAUGAAGGUUCUUCCCUUCGAGGAGAAUUCCCGUCUGCCUAGGAUGGUGCCAGGGGACGUGUCUUUAAUCACCGACCGGCCACCGCUUUGAGACCUGCUGGUUUUUAACACAUUAUUUUCCCUUCCUGGAGAUUUGUCUUUCAGCUGCACCCAGAUAACAGUGACAGAGAGAUUCUCCCACUCCAUCGAUUUGUUUUUUGCUAUUUUAUUGGCUCAGUUGCGUAAGGGAAGAGGAUUCGAGGUACAG
Molecule: messenger RNA, 2478 nt
Organism: Rana temporaria (common frog)
Lineage: Eukaryota; Metazoa; Chordata; Amphibia; Anura; Ranidae
Product: activated CDC42 kinase 1-like
Exons: 12
Coding region: 257-2227 (656 amino acids)
Biological process (GO): positive regulation of kinase activity; cell surface receptor protein tyrosine kinase signaling pathway; protein phosphorylation
Cellular component (GO): signaling receptor complex
Molecular function (GO): ATP binding; transmembrane receptor protein tyrosine kinase activity
Source: RefSeq, a predicted model, not a curated record